AUGGGCAGAUGGACUCAAUACGACGAAGAUGCAUACCGAUUACCAGCAGGUAUCAAGCGAACUGCUUACGACGCUGAUACUGGUGUCUACACGUACCGCGACGGGAAUGGUCAGACCUACGUAGGGUCUCCCCACCAAAGAUAUGGCACUUUACGCCCCAUAUCGCAGCCCCCAGCCAGCACAAGACCUAUGUUUGAUAAGGACAAGGCUCCGCUCAGCGUGGACACUAAGUCCCCUGGACCCGCCCCCAAGUCGUUCGCAGAUAUUCUGAGUCCCGACCAAGUUACCUCUGCUUCCCCCAUACGCGAUGGGCGCAGCCCCACAUCUCCGAAGUCACGGUUCAUCGACGCUGUUCGACGUGCUGCUGCCCCGAAGAUGCUGGAUGUUGUGCAUCACACCACCACGACGAGUAAGCGUGAAAGCUUUGCCUCAGAUUCGGAGAAACAGAGGCUCCUUCCCAAAGACGUUCCGCAAAUGUCGGAGAAGGGGAGGGACCCAUUAAUAAGGUCCGCUACGAGUGCAGGCCAUCGUUCCUCGGCGCCAUCAGCGAGAUCAGCGACGACGGCCUCUACCUUAGCAAGGGCUGCUACGAGUGCUGGUCAUCGUUCCUCACCGCCCGUUUCCGGGCUGGCAAAAUCGUCGACCACGGCCUCGAGUUUAGCCAGGUCUGCCACCAACGCGUCUUCUAGGUCGGGCGCAAGUCUCGUUCGCUCAGCUACCAAUGCAUCGACAUAUUCUAAUGCCUCCACAACAUCCCUAUCACAUCUAGCGAACGCGAAGCCUCUACGUGUGGAAUCCAUGAAGGAACUACCCAGCGUUCCAACGGGAAAACCACACCACUCAAAGUCAUCAUCCUCAUCGACUUCCAAGCGGAGCUCAUCCCAAUCUCGUCGCCCAGUCGAAGCUUUGUAA
Molecule: messenger RNA, 912 nt
Organism: Pleurotus ostreatus (oyster mushroom)
Lineage: Eukaryota; Fungi; Basidiomycota; Agaricomycetes; Agaricales; Pleurotaceae
Exons: 3
Coding region: 1-912 (303 amino acids)
Source: RefSeq, a predicted model, not a curated record